AUGACGGUCAAUUCUGCAGACGGCCCAGGUAUUGUAUUUGCCGUCCGUUCUAGGGAGUCUGCCAAUGUUUUCUGGUCCCCGUCUUCCCCCUUGUUCCCUCCCUCUCUCUUCACCUCUCUUUCUAGUCCUCUUCUUCCCCCUUGUUCCCUCCCUCCCUCUCUCUUCACCUCUCUUUCUAGUCCUCUUCUUCCCCCUUGUUCCCUCCCUCCCUCUCUCUUCACCUCUCUUUCUAGUCCCCGUCUUCCCCCUUGUUCCCUCCCUCCCUCUCUCUUCACCUCUCUUUCUAGUCCCCAUCUUCCCCCUUGUUCCCUCCCUCCCUCUCUCUUCACCUCUCUUUCUAGUCCCCGUCUUCCCCCUUGUUCCCUCCCUCCCUCUCUCUUCACCUCUCUUUCUAGUCCUCUUCUUCCCCCUUGUUCCCUCCCUCCCUCUCUCUUCACCUCUCUUUCUAGUCCUCUUCUUCCCCCUUGUUCCCUCCCUCCCUCUCUCUUCACCUCUCUUUCUAGUCCUCUUCUUCCCCCUUGUUCCCUCCCUCCCUCUCUCUUCACCUCUCUUUCUAGUCCCCGUCUUCCCCCUUGUUCCCUCCCUCCCUCUCUCUUCACCUCUCUUUCUAGUCCUCUUCUUCCCCCUUGUUCCCUUCCUCCCUCUCUCUUCACCUCUCUUUCUAGUCCCCAUCUUCCCCCUUGUUCCCUCCCUCCCUCUCUCUUCACCUCUCUUUCUAGUCCUCUUCUUCCCCCUUGUUCCCUUCCUCCCUCUCUCUUCACCUCUCUUUCUAGUCCUCUUCUUCCCCCUUGUUCCCUUCCUCCCUCUCUCUUCACCUCUCUUUCUAGUCCCCAUCUUCCCCCUUGUUCCCUCCCUCCCUCUCUCUUCACCUCUCUUUCUAGUCCCCGUCUUCCCCCUUGUUCCCUCUCUCUCUCUCUGUCUUUAUCUCUCCUCUAUUGUUGGCCAAUAAAGAAAGGAUUAGUGCCAGUCUCCUUUCGUGAGUUAGAAGAAAGGGAACAUAAGUCGACGAGACACAUUAAGGAAAAUCAUAAUUAUUUUAAAAUGCCCUUAAAGGGAUAAAAAUGUUACAAUGUCUUAUAGAGAAACAAAACGAGUGAAAGGAAAGUAAUGAAUAAAGAAAAAUACAUGAUGGAUAUUUUUCUGAAUGCCAUGCACACACACACACACACACACACACACACACACACACACGCACACACGCACGCACACAUGCACGCACAACCUCACACACACACGCACGCACACACGUACACGCACACACGCACACACGCACACACACACACAUACAUACAUACAUACAUACAUACAUACAUACAUACAUACAUACAUACAUAUCUCUCAAUUCUUUAUUUGUAUAAAAAUGUAAACAGUAAGAUAACUUAAAUUAAUCUUUUAAGAAAUUGAGAAAAAAACAGUUUACUAUUGAAAGCGUUAUGAAGCUACUAUACUAACACAUUAUUAGCCUCGAGGUACAAAAACAAACUAGUGUCCAGUGAUCAAAACAGAAAAUAUGAAGAAAAAAUUUGUCUUUAUGAAAUACCUGAGGUCUUAUUGAUUUUUUUAUUAAUUCUUGUUAUUAUUUGGACUAUUAUGAUUGUUAUUAUUAUUACUGUUAUGAUUGUUAUUAUUAUUACUGUUAUGAUUAUUGUAAAUGUUAUAACUGUACACCUCCCAUGUUUGUUGUUUUUGGUUCUUCUAUAGAAACUGCUGUCUUUCCACUUCUCUCUGACUCUAUCUCUCGAGUUCUUUCUAUCUUUGUCUCCUGUGUCUAUUUGUCCCUUCUUCUCGUCUUUCACUACUGUUUAUUUUAUAGUCAUGUUGAUAUAGCUAACUUUUUCUUUAUAGGGGAAAAGAUACAAAGCACGACAAAAUAAAAAAAUACUUCAGAAAUAACACAG
This is a messenger RNA of Oncorhynchus masou masou (cherry salmon), 1898 nucleotides long. Its product is annotated as YLP motif-containing protein 1-like. The coding region runs from base 1 to 1059 and encodes 352 amino acids. NCBI's taxonomy places the organism in Eukaryota, Metazoa, Chordata, Actinopteri, Salmoniformes, Salmonidae. The transcript has 5 exons. The record is from RefSeq and is a predicted model, not a curated record.